This is a messenger RNA of Spizellomyces punctatus DAOM BR117, 315 nucleotides long. RefSeq lists its product as uncharacterized. NCBI's taxonomy places the organism in Eukaryota, Fungi, Chytridiomycota, Chytridiomycetes, Spizellomycetales, Spizellomycetaceae. Bases 1 to 315 code for a protein of 104 amino acids. The record is from RefSeq and is a predicted model, not a curated record. The transcript is spliced from 2 exons.
AUGUCGGAAGCGCUUGUUAUCUUCCUUUUCCUACUAUUUGCGCUUCUCAUGCUGGCGUUUGUCUGCUAUCUUGGUGCGGACACAUGCUGUGGACGGGAAUUGCUUGCGUCUCUGAAUAUUCCGAUUAUAAGCCGAUGGGCGGCACAGCGAUCUUCACGUUACGGAGAACUCGAUGACAGCGAGGGCAUGAACUGGCAAAGAAGCGAUGAUGACUGGUUUGAGAUGCGAUCACAGAUGCGAACUGCCAUGGCGCCCGAGCCAUUGAGAAGCGACUGGGAGCGGGAUCUUCAAGGGGAGCUGUGGAUGAAGGGUUGA